AUGCCGGCUACCGAGGAGUCGCCACCUCCGACCAUUCCCCAAAUGGAGGUGGUCACCCAAUCAAAUGGCGCCGAUCCCGAGGACAUCACCCUCGAUUCCAUAUUGAAGCACAUUGGGCAGUUCGGUCGCUUUCAGCUGUUCAUCUUCCUGCUGAUCUGCUUGCCAAUGAUGUUCCAUGCCAUGUUCUCGGUGACGUACGUCUUCACGGCCGGAACUGUGAUGCACAGAUGCAACAUUACAGAGUGCGACGGGCCCAAUAGCCGCUACGAGGAGCCCUGGACAGAGUACAGCAUACCAAAGAAUGGCAAGGAUUUGGACAAGUGCCGUCGCUACGAGAACAAAGAGCUCUCCAGCUGGAAUCAAACUGCGGACAUUUGUGUGGCAAGAAAUUACAACAAGGAUAACGCCGAGCGAUGCGCCGACAACGAUUUCGUAUUCCGUGAUCAAGAAUUAACCAUUUCCAAUGACUUUGGAAUUUACUGCGAAGAUGAGUGGAAAUUAUCGCUGGUCGGCACCAUCAAUAAUCUGGGGCAAUUCUUUGGCAUACCACUGGGAGGUGUUGUGGCUGAUCGCUAUGGCCGCAGCUUUUCCAUUGCGCUGGGCGGCAUUUUUGGGGCCGUGCUGGGCGUUGUGCGCUCGUAUUCGCCCAGUUAUAUUUGGUUUUUGAUCUUUGAGUUCUUGGACAAUCUGACCAGCAGCACGCUCUACUCCACGUGCUUCAUCAUCGGCAUUGAGCUCGUCGGACCGAAGCGGCGGGUGCUCGCCUGCAGCGUGAUCACCGUUUUCUAUGCCGUGGGCGAGGUGGCGCUGGCCAUGUUCGCCAAGGGCUUCCAGAACUGGCGCAAUCUGCUGCGGAUCACCUACGGGCCGUCGCUGAUCCUGCUGGCCUACUUCUGGAUACUGCCCGAGAGCGUGCGCUGGCUGCUCAGCGUCGGCAAGGAGGAGCGUGCCCGCGGCAUAUUGCGACGCGCGGCCAACGUGAACAAGCGCAGGCUGUCGGAGAGUGUGCUGGACAAGCUGGUCAUCGCCAACAAGGACAAGCUGCAGCAGUCCGAGGAGAGCAAGUUUCCCAUUCGCGAGGCCUUCCGCAACUUCAAAUGGCGCAUCGCCAACUGCUCGCUCUGCUGGAUUGUCAAUGUCCUGGUCUACUAUGGGCUGAGCUUGAAUGUUGUGCUCCUGGAUGGCGAUAAGUAUAAUAACUUUGCUUACAUCGCGCUUGUGGAGAUUCCGGGCUUCUUCAUGCCGCUGCUCAUCAUGGAUCGCUUUGGCAGACGCUACUCGCUGUGCGGCCUGAUGAUCUUCAGUGGCCUCUGCUGCAUCGGCACCAUUUUCGCUGGAGGCGAUCAGCAGGUGCUGCAGCUGGUGCUCUUCCUGGUGGGCAAGCUGACCAUCACGGCCAGCUUCCAGGUGCUCUACUUCUUUGCCUCGGAGAUCUUUCCCACCAACCUGAGGAACAGCCUGCUCAGCUUCUGCUCCAUGAUGGGCAGAUUUGGCUCCAUGCUGGCGCCGCAGACGCCGCUGCUGGCCAAGUAUUACGCAAACGCUCCCGCCAUUCUCUUUGCCUGCGCCGCCAUCUUCAGUGGCUGCCUCACGCUCUUCUUCCCCGAGACCACGAACCUUGUGCUGCCCACCACGGUCAAGGAGGCGCACGCCAUCGGUGUCAAGAAACCGCCAAAGGAUCAGAGCAUCAACCAACCCGCAUAACAGCCUUACUCUCUAGUCUAUAAGCACUUUAUAGUUCUAAGACAACCACGAGACAGUUCAAAGACAACUUUGCAUUAUAUAUCAUGUGUACCUAUAUAUAUCUCUAUUUGUCAUUAUUUUGUCUUAAGUACUUCGAGAUAUUAAUUAAAAUAGACUACAUUCGCUGCUCCACUCAGAGCCAAAAAUA
Molecule: messenger RNA, 1891 nt
Organism: Drosophila navojoa
Lineage: Eukaryota; Metazoa; Arthropoda; Insecta; Diptera; Drosophilidae
Gene: SLC22A
Product: SLC22A family member
Biological process (GO): transmembrane transport
Cellular component (GO): membrane
Molecular function (GO): transmembrane transporter activity
Source: RefSeq, a predicted model, not a curated record